This is a messenger RNA of Closterium sp. NIES-67, 4923 nucleotides long. Lineage: Eukaryota; Viridiplantae; Streptophyta; Zygnematophyceae; Desmidiales; Closteriaceae. The record is from the annotation of a GenBank genome assembly.
CUCCCGACCUUCUUUCUACUGAUUUUUCUCAUCCUAGCUUACGUCGCGAUCACUCUCAGGAAGGUCUUAGGUUAUGGUUAUGGUGGAAUAUCUUGCGAUAGCUGCGGAUAGGGUUGGCUCGGAUGUCUAGGAAGGGUCUGGCUUUCUGCUUUUGACGUAAGCAGAGGCCGUCUAUCCGCGCGAAUUAUUCUCCUCGUUUGUAGUUGCUCUUUCGUACAUAGAUCUGGCACGUCGACUCGUAGUUUAUUCGUCAUUCGCAACUGACCUCUUCGCGCGUAGGUCUGACACGAGGAGUGACCGAAAUCCUUUGACGCGAAAUUAGAUUCCUUGUUCGUAGUUGUACAUCGUUCUGAGGCGAUCUGAUAUUGCUAGUUUUACGGCCAAUAGGGUUGAUGUAGAAGCUCUGACCCCGAAAUCGACGCUUAUCGGCACCCUGACCCUGAAAUCGACGGUUAUUGGCACUCUGAGCACUGAAUUUGACGUUUAUCGACACCUUGACAUUGAAUUUGACGCUUAUCGGCACCUUGACACUGAAAUCGACGGUCAUCGGCACCCUGACGCUGAAAUCAACGGUUACCGGCACCCUGGCACUGAAAUCGACGGUUAUCGGCAACCUGACACUGAUAUCGACCGGCAUCCUCAGGCGGACGCUGGAAUGGAUCCGCUUUCAGAGCAGCAGAUACGAGGGAUGCGGAUCGACGAGCUGAAGGACUUUCUCCUCUCCCAAGGCCUGUCUCUCUCCCCUCGCGAUCACAACCGUCGGUACUACCUCCAGAUCGCUCUUGAUUGGCUAAAGACGGAUCAUGGUAAGCGAGAUGCGGGUUACGAUCGGACGGCUGUCGAUGGUGUUCAGAGACGAGAUCCGACGGCGCCUGGUCCGUCUGUUGUUGUCGGCGAAUCAGGGAGAUGGUUUCAGCAGGAGCACCAGCAUCACGAGCACCAGCAACAGGCUCAACGCCAGGAGCAGCAGCACCAUCAACAAUCUCAUCAGCAACAGCCUCAACAGCAGCAGCGGCAGCAGCAGAAACAGCAGCAGCAACAGCAGCAGCAGCAGCAGCAGCAGCAGCAGCAGCAGCAGCAGCAGCAGCAGCAGCAGCAGCAGCAGCAGCAGCAGCAGCAACGUCUACACGCGAGGGAGCAGGAGCUAAGAGCCAUGAGCACGGCGCAGUUGAAGCAGUGGCUGCUCGACCAAGGCGUGGAUCUCUCCCCGCGGGAGCACAAGCGCACCUACUAUCUCCGCAUGGCUCUUCCGCUGCUCGCUUCCCCCAACGCUCCGCUCUCCUUCUCAACCCCCCAGGUCGCGUCACUGAACACGCUCUUCUCCCCACCUAUGGGCUCGCCCAUGACGCGCGCUUCCCUGCAUACGCUCUUCUCGCCUCCAACGGGCAUGACUCAUAAUACGUUCGUUUCUGCUGGCUCUGCCGAUGCGUUUCCUUCUGCUCCGUCUGCUGAUACGUUCGCGUCUGCUCCCUCAAUCGAGCAUCUAUAUGCGGAGGGUCAGGAGGAGCUUCAUGUGAAGAAGCAAGGGAGAGGGAAGUCGACGACACCUUUAACAGCAGAGAGUGGGUGUGGAAGAGCAGGACAGAAGAGAGCGGCUGGUGCAGCAGCAACGGCAGCAGCAGCAGCAACAACACCAGCAGAACCAGCAGCUGGAACAGCAGCACGUGUACCUGGGGUGGUACGGACGCCUGAUGAAACGCCUGGAGAAUCUUGGAGAACACCUGAGGGAACACCUGAAGGAUCGGGGGGGACGAGCGACGGGGAGAAGCAUUGGAGCAACAGAUGGUGGUGGUGGGACAGUACUGUCAAGCAGGGACGGCUGGAGAGGGAGGAACAAGCAGGUGCGGGUGACGUUGAUAGAGAGGAGCAGAUGCAUCAGCAGCAGGGUCAGCCUGGGCAACAGCAACAGCAACAGCAGCAACAACAGCAGCAGCACGUGCCAGGCCAGCAGGAGUGGCGGCAGCAGCAGCAGGCGGAUUCAGGCACCAGCUCCUUCGUCUCUGCUCGUGAUUCCCUGGAUUUCACCCCCCAUGGACGCAACGGGGGUCUCUUUCCAGAGAUGGGGGAGCUCAGCCGUCAUAUGGGAGGGUCAGCAGCGGAAGGGAGUGAUGGGGGAUACAAUGGCGGAGCCAUCGUUGGAGGUGGGGCUGGAGCUGGUCGUCCAGAUGGCAUGGUGGGGCGCACCUGGGCAUGGUUCUGGGGUGGAGUGCGUGGUUGUGGGGUGGCAGGCAAGAGCUCAGCAGCUAUGAGUUUCCUUUGGCUCAUGCUUUCCUGCUUGCUGUCUUUCGUUCUUCCUUUCUUCCUGUCCUGCAUGCUCCUUUCUUUCGUCCUUUCUUCGGUUUGGAGAUCGAAGGGUUCAGCAGUGCGUGAGUCGACUGGAACGCCAUCCACUCAGGCAACAUCAUCAGCAGCACCAUCAGCACCAUCAUCAGCAGCAGCACGAUCGUCAUCAGCAUCACCGUCGGCAUCAUUGUCAGCAACAGCAGCAGGAUCAUCUGCAGCAGGAUCAUCUGCAGCAGCAGCAGGAUCAAUCGCACAUGCAUCCACAAUUGGAAACGCUGCUGCGUAUCCAUCAGUCGUCCCUCUCUCUGCUCCCUGCCCUUCCCCCAUCCUGCCCCGCCAUCUCCACUUCCCUACUCCUCACCCUGCCGUCCCCCUAGCACCUUGGGCUACUGCACCACCUGAGAGAACGCAAGGGGCAGUAUCAACGCUGAUAGAACGGCUGGCCGCAUUUGCACAGAGACUCGUCGGCACACACGCAUUGGCACCAGCAGCAGCAGAGGUGGCAGCAGCAGCAGAGGCAGCAGGAGCAGCAGAGGCGGCCGCAGCAGCAGCGGCAGCAGGAGGGGGAGGGGAAGGACCAGGCGGGCUCAGCUGGUCAAGGCCGACCAGCAGGCAGAAGAAGGAGCAGAAACGGGCGAAGGAGAGCAGGCUAAAGCACGGCACAUGGUCUGUGCACAUGCUGCUGCUGCAGUUGGUGCAGCUGGUGGCGAUGGUGGGCGUGGCAGCAGGCGUAUACUCCUCCGCCUGGUCCCUCCUUCAGUCGCUGGAGCACCGCCUGCUCCCCUUAUGCGACAGCAGUGGCAGCGGUGGCGUGGAAUCGUCAGCAUCACCACAGCAGCAGCAGCAGGAGCCCCUUUUUCUGUCCCCGGUCACCUGUCUUCCCGCCACUAACCCUUCUCAUCUAUCCUCUCCUCCUCGUCUCUCUCCAUCCUCUCCUUCCCCCGUUUCUGCCUCGCCUGUGCACUGCCGGCCGUGCCCGGACCAUGCUGUAUGCUCCCAGGGUAAAGCCAAGUGCCUUCCCAGCUACAGCCCUGCUUCAUUCUUCAACCGUGCCAGCUACAGACACGCCGGUGAUAGUGUUAGCAGCAGCAGCAGCAGCGGUCGCAGUGGUAGAGGAAGCAGUAGAAGUACCAGCUGGGGGAUGGAGGGCAGUAACAGUGGCGGAGAGAUCACCUGGUGGUAUGCCCUGGUUGCUCCCUCCCCUGCAUGCGUCCCUGACCCAAUCAUGGAUCGACAGGUGGCAGCGCUGGAGAGGGACGUGGUUGAGUGGGUGUGUCAGAAACGUGCGUGGCAGAUGUGUGAGGGUGUACCUUCCAGCCUGGCUGAUGGUAUUAGGAGGACUGUGCAAGCUGUAGCUCAGAUGAUUCUGCACAGUAAUGGAGUUUCCUACAAGGGGGAUACGGGUGGAGCUGGCGAGGUUCAGAGUGGUGGUGAUGGGAAAAUGUCUUGGUGGGUGAGUGGGGAGGGAGACUUGUUUGGGGAAAGGAAAGGGAGUGAGUAUGCGAGUGAAUGGGAGGUGAGGGAGGGUCUUGGACUUCCCCUGGCCCCUGCUUCUGCCUUCCCGGUAGCAGUCAGUACGCCACACUCUGCUCCUGUGCUUCCAUUGGCGGAAGUUGCAUCAUCACCACCAGCCUCGAUAUUGGAUGGUUGGCAGCCGGAGCAGCAACAGGAGCAGCAGCAGCAGCAGCAGAAGGUUGAAGAUUUACAAAGAGCAGAGUUGGGAACUGGCAAGCAUCAGUCGGAUUUCCUGACUGCACUGGUCACUGACAGGGCCUUUGCCAGAGUUCAAGCAGGUGACACCAUGCUCCGCCUGGGCAGGAGGGAGAAAACUUUUACCUGCCCGGAUGAGCUGGCACAAGAGCUGCUGUCCAACAGCUGCUGGGCAUGGCAUGCAACGGCCUCUCAUUGGCUGGACCUGCUGUUAGCUGUGCCAUGUGGCGUUCUGUUUGCUGUUGCUGGGCUGAUGAUGAAGAGGCGUCGGGAGUGGGAGGACGCUGUCCGAACAACAUACGCUCACGUCUGUGCACUGCUGCAGCAGGCGGCAGAAGAUGCCGAAUCCUGCCGGUUGCAGACGGGAUUCGCCGGCCAGUCCUGGGUUGUGGAAGAUGUGCUCCGAGACCACUUGUUUCCACCACCUGCCUGGGCCGAUCCAUUCUUUGAUAUGCCAUCUACAGUCAUUGCUACAGUAUGUGUCACAAUACUUUGUACAGUGUGGUCUCCGGUUGUACAGUGGAGUGAGAAGAGACGGCAGCACGGGGUGAGGAAGCUGUGGAGGGAGGUGCAGCAGUGGGUUGGAGGGGACAGCAGGAUUCUGAUCUACCCAUGGAUGGUGGCAGAUGAGACGAAGGUUGUGUGGGAGUGGCAGGCUGAGGGAACCGUACCAACAUCUGCAUGAGUUAAUUCGUACAAGGCCACAACACAGCAUACUAGUUGAGGAAUCGUCUACCGUUUCACUGAUACCAUUACGUCAGCACUACUCUGGCUAGUUUUCUUUGUCAUAUGUGGAGUAAUGUGUAUGUGAUGAAGGUAUAUCACAGUUGAUGAUAUCAAACAUAACUUAGGUUGUUACUGUAGACUAUACAGGUUUGUGACUAUAGAGGGUACAACACUCUAGUCUAUAUUGCCCUGUAUCCUCCUAUU